ACCGAUUUAAAGUAGUACACUACGCGAUAACUCUAUUCUCUUAUAUCUCCGUCAUCGCAUCAAUUCCAAUUUUUGAACCUCUUCCAAAUUGUAACGUAUUCACUGCAAUUAUCGAAACUCAUCAACAUUGGACUACUCUGUUUGACUGUAAUCGGCCGAGACUUUGUAUUCGUGGCCUUUUGCCCGUGACGACAAACAAACUUUACUUUUCAAACGGGCUCCCUAUCAAACGAUCCUCUUCAACAAAUUUGGGGCUGAACUCAUCAUCCCAAAAGUUCCCAAAAAAUGAUUUGCCUUUCCAAAGCAGACGAAUCUUUCUACCAGCGCUUGACUUGGAAUCAAGCUCCUUCUCCUCUGGCAGCCAUGAAUACCACGCGCCAGGAUCUCAAUGGCAUCUCCAACCUCCGCGAGCAUGUUGAUGCUGGGCAGGAUGACGGAAGUGGAGGCACGAGUGGAAGUCUAUUGAAUUCACAUGAUGAAAGUAAUCAAGCGGGGAGUCAUCCUACAGAGCCCUUCCUGGGCUCUGAAAAGGAUGCGGGACGACUGUCCCGUAUCUCGGGACUGUCCUCGUAUCUCAAGACGGUAGAUGGUGGUGAUGACCAAAUCCGUCUUCAUCGAGGCACCCUCUCGUCAUGUGCCUCGCACAUCUGGAGCUGGACCGUCUGGGUCCUCUCUGUUCUUGUUGUCUCGACGAUCAUCUCAUCCUGGAACUCCCCUGCCUCUGCGCCUGCUGCCAUGACUUCAACCCCCAAGGCCCAUGAGUCGAUUCCUGUUCAGGUCUCGCCUCUCCGCAAGCGAAGCACCUGCGAGACUGGAGGUGUCAACAAGGCUGAAUACAACACUCCUCUCCAUGUUGGAGCCUUGUUCAUCAUCCUGUGCGUUUCGACGCUUGCUUGCGCUUUCCCUAUCAUGGCUACCAAGUUCCCAGGUCUGAGGAUUCCGACUCGUUUCUUCUUUGCUGUACGCCAUUUCGGCACUGGCGUGCUGAUUGCUACGGCUUUUGUCCAUUUGCUCCCCACUGCUUUCAUCUCUCUCGGGGACCCUUGCCUGAGCAGCUUCUGGAACCAGGACUACCCUGCCAUGCCUGGUGCUAUUGCUCUUGCUGCCAUUUUCCUUGUCACUGUUAUUGAGAUGGUCUUUCACCCAUCUCGCCAUGUUUCACCUGCUGAGAUCACGUCUGGAACCGACAACGAUGCCAAGAAUGGCAACUCUAACAGUGGUGGGUGCAUGGGAGGCACAGGCAUGCUCCCCAUCCGGGAUAUGGGACCUAUUCGUGGACGAUCCUCCAGCAUUGGCCAGGGACUCUCUGUCUUGAACAGCAGAGAUGAACGAUUGGGGAAUCUGGAUGAAGAAGCUUGCGAAGAUGACGACAACGCCCAAUCUGGAAGAAAGAACCUCGAGGAGACGAGCCUCGAGGCUGUACAGAUGCCAAGCUUGACCCCAGAGCAGCAGCAACGUAAGGAGCUCCUCCAGUGUGUCUUGCUCGAGCUUGGUAUUCUCUUCCAUAGUGUCUUUAUCGGCAUGGCGCUCAGCGUUUCGAUUGGCAACGAAUUCAUUAUUCUGCUCAUUGCCAUUAUCUUUCACCAAACCUUUGAAGGAUUGGCUCUAGGCUCUCGAAUCGCCUCCGUCAAGUGGCCUCAAGGCAAGAUGCAGCCUUGGUUCAUGGCCCUUGCCUAUGGAUGCACUACUCCUCUGGGGCAAGCUAUCGGCCUUGCUACCCACACACUCUACAGCCCCAACUCCGAAAUUGGCCUCAUUGUUGUUGGUGUCAUGAAUGCCAUUUCGGCUGGACUUCUCACCUUUGCCUCGCUGGUUGAGCUUCUUUCUCAAGACUUCCUCAGUGACGAAAGCUGGCGAUUCCUCCGCGGUCGUAAGCGUAUCUAUGCUUGCCUUUUGGUGUUCUUCGGGGCUUUCUUCAUGAGUCUCGUGGGUGCUUGGGCCUAAUCGGCUUACUGGUCUACUCGAACCUGACUUGCGUGCUUGAUGCUUCAAGAAUGCCAUGUUAGGAUACGAUCAUUUGUGAUCAUGGCCCUUGCCGGUUGUAUGGCCGAAUUCUUGGUAAUAUUAUCGAUCCUUUCUGCAUACAUCCGUUCAGGGCCCUUCUUUUCUCUUCUUUUCUUGGCUGAUAGUGAUUGGUUUAUUGUAAAGCCGGAUACAUUAUCAUCUCUGCCAAGGUUCGCUUCUGUUCCAACGACCGUGCUGCCCUUUUUACCCUACUAGAGUAAUAUCUAAGUAGGUUCGUGGAGUACAAACCACCCUCCUUAUAUGUAUGCUACAAAAGAAAAAACAAACAUCUUGGCUAUAUGCCAUAUUGUCUAGGCUGUCAGGAUUGUCUUGGAUUGAGCUUAAAAUACACACACUCAUUUGAACAAACCACGAUGGUAAUUAUUCUCUCAAAACAACAACACGACG
Molecule: messenger RNA, 2412 nt
Organism: Fusarium oxysporum Fo47
Lineage: Eukaryota; Fungi; Ascomycota; Sordariomycetes; Hypocreales; Nectriaceae
Product: ZIP zinc transporter-domain-containing protein
Exons: 4
Coding region: 286-1944 (552 amino acids)
Biological process (GO): zinc ion transmembrane transport
Cellular component (GO): plasma membrane
Molecular function (GO): zinc ion transmembrane transporter activity
Source: RefSeq, a predicted model, not a curated record